Messenger RNA from Myiozetetes cayanensis, 2080 nucleotides. It is a transcript of the gene RNF214, whose product is annotated as ring finger protein 214. Gene Ontology annotation, molecular function: ubiquitin-protein transferase activity. The coding region runs from base 19 to 1890 and encodes 623 amino acids. The record is from RefSeq and is a predicted model, not a curated record. Lineage: Eukaryota; Metazoa; Chordata; Aves; Passeriformes; Tyrannidae. The transcript is spliced from 15 exons.
CCGCGGCCGCCCCCGUCCAUGGCGCUGGAGCAGGCGCAGGGCGACGGCCCCGACCCGCCGCGCCUCUGCGAGCCCGGCCCCGCCGCGCCGCCCGGCAGCGGGACCCCGCUCUCCGCCCCGGAGAGCCCCGGCGAGCCCGGCCCCGGCGCGGAGCCGGACCCCGCGGCCGCCCCCGCCGUUCCCCCCGGCGGCGAUGCGGAGCCCGGGGCCGGCGGCGCGGAGGCCGCGGGGCAGAGCGGAGCGGCGGCCGAGGAGCCCGACGAGGAGGAGGCGGCCCCGGCGCGGCCGUCGCAGAACAUCGCGGUGCAGACCGACUUCAAGGCGGCCGAUGCUGACGUGAACACGGAUCAGGAUAUCGAGAAGAACUUGGACAAGAUGAUGUCCGAGCGGGCGUUGCUGAAGGAGCGCUACCAGGAGGUGCUGGACAAACAGAGGCAGGUGGAGAAUCAGCUGCAGGUCCAGCUCAAGCAGCUCCAGCAGCGGAGGGAGGAGGAGAUGAAGAACCACCAGGAGAUCCUGAAAGCAAUUCAGGACGUUACGAUCAAGCGAGAAGAGACAAAGAAGAAGAUGGAGAAAGAAAAGAAAGAAUUCCUGCAGAAAGAGCAGGAUCUGAAAGCUGAAAUUGAGAAACUCUGUGAGAAAGGGAGAAGGUUGCUGAAGGAGCAGGAGGAGAAGGAAAACAAGAUUGCCUCUCUGAUCGCAGAGCAGUCUGAUGAGAAGCAGCUGUGGGAGAUGGAGCUGGACAAGCUGAAGAACCAGCACAAUGAAAUCAACAGGAACAUUCUUGAGGAGACAGAACGGGCCUGGAAAGCAGAGAUCCUGUCCCUGGAGAGCCGGAAGGAGCUGCUGGUGUUGAAACUAGAAGAAGCAGAGAAAGAAGCAGAGCUGCACCUCACCUACCUCAAUUGUGCUUGCAGGUCUGCGCCGCCCACGCUGGAGACGAUGAGGCCAAAGCAGGAGUGGGAGAUGAGGCUGAACAGGAUACGAAUGACCAAGGAAACUGUCCGAGAUCAGUUCAACGACCACAUCCAGAUGGUGAGGAAUGGCACAAAGCUGAGCAGCCUCCCACAGAUCCCGACGCCGACGCUGCCGCCUCCGCCCUCAGAAACAGAUUUCAUGCUGACGGCAUUCCAGCCCAACCCUUCCCUUACUCCCCGGCUCCCCUUUCCCAUCGGACCCGUCCCCGUUCCCAUGGUCAUGCCGAGCGCCGAUCCUCGGGCGCUCUCCUUCCCUCUCCUGAACCCCGCCAUCUCCAGGCCCAACCAGCCCUCCCCACCCCUGCCUGCCUCCCAGGGGAGGAACAGCCCCGUGGUGGCAUCGCUCAUCGGCACGCACAGCCCUCACAUGCCUCCCGCCGCCUCCAUCCCUCCUCCGCCCGGCCUGGGCGGAGUGAACGUCGCUCCCGAGUUCCACAGGCCCCAGCCGGCCGACAAGCUGGAAAAGCUGCUGGAGAAGUUGUUGACUCGGUUUCCACAGUGCAACAAGGCCCAGCUCACCAACAUCCUGCAGCAGAUCAAGACAGCUCGGAAGACCAUGGCCGGGCUGACCAUGGAGCAGCUGAACCAGCUGGUAGCGGCCAAGCUGGCGGAGCAGCAGGAGCAGGCAGCGGCCGGGGCGCAGCCCCUCAGCCGGAUCAGGGCCCCCAUGUUCUCUGCUCCGCUGCCUCAGAUCAGCACCCCCGUGUUCCUGCCCCCGGCCCAGGUCGCCUACCCUGGAACGGCGUCACACACCCCAUCUGCCUGUAAGCUGUGUCUGAUGUGCCAGAAGCUCGUGCAGCCCGGUGACCUUCACCCCAUGGCCUGCUCGCACGUGCUGCACAAGGAGUGCAUCAAAUUCUGGGCACAAACCAACACGAAUGACACUUGCCCCUUUUGCCCAAGCCUCAAAUGACGGCUGCUGGAACAACGUGGGCCCACAGGAGGAGUUGCUGUGAAUAGACAGGAUCAGUUCUAAGAUUUCUACAGUUCUAUAUUUAUACGAUCAUGUAUACACAUGUACAUUUUUAUUAUAUAGGUAAUGUGUGUAUAGAAAGUCUGUAUACAUACAAAUUCAUAAAUAAAGUGUGUAUAUUAUGCAGUGA